Molecule: messenger RNA, 258 nt
Organism: Racocetra fulgida
Lineage: Eukaryota; Fungi; Glomeromycota; Glomeromycetes; Diversisporales; Gigasporaceae
Source: the annotation of a GenBank genome assembly
AUGCCUGUGUAUGCAACUGCUUUGGCUGGAAUUGGAUUAAUUAGCGGUGGCAUUUUUAGAAAUUGGUUUAAAUUUUCAAUUGAUUGGCAUGGUAGUAUUAUGUUCGUUGAAAGUGGUGGUGGUGGUUCGGCAUAUAAUGAGCCAUCUUACGCUUACAGAAAUUAUAGACCUGAACAACCUUAUGGUUCAAGUGGCCCUCAUAUGCCAGGACUGUUUGCUACUCAAAUUGCCAAAUUUAAUAUAAAAAUGAUUGCUUAA